Messenger RNA from Oryza brachyantha (malo sina), 2630 nucleotides. RefSeq names its product digalactosyldiacylglycerol synthase 1, chloroplastic-like. NCBI's taxonomy places the organism in Eukaryota, Viridiplantae, Streptophyta, Magnoliopsida, Poales, Poaceae. Gene Ontology annotation, molecular function: digalactosyldiacylglycerol synthase activity. The coding region runs from base 1 to 2313 and encodes 770 amino acids. Gene Ontology annotation, cellular component: chloroplast outer membrane. The record is from RefSeq and is a predicted model, not a curated record. The transcript is spliced from 7 exons. Gene Ontology annotation, biological process: galactolipid biosynthetic process.
AUGGGUGGAGAGAGGCCGCCGCCGAUCAGUACCGGCGGCGGAGCGGACGGCGGGGGAGCCUUCGCCUUCAUCUCCAAGGGGUGGCGCGAGGUGCGGGACACGGCGAGCGCCGACCUGCGGCAGAUGCGGGCGCGGGCCGACCGGGAGCUGGAGCACCUCCUCACGUCGGCGUCGGCGCUCGCGGGUCCGCCGCUGCCGCCGGUGGCCGCGGGGGCGCCCAUCGCGGAGGUGGAGUUCGUGCGGAAGCGGAUCCAGCCGAAGAUCAUGGAGCUGCGGAGACAGUACUCGUCGAUGGUGCACGAAGGGGGCUGGCCUCCCAAGGCCGGUGCCAGCCUCCGCGUCGACCUCUCGGGGAUUACGGCGAUCCGCAACGCCAUUGUGGCCGAGGGGAGACUCGUGCGGUGGAAGGGCCACACGGGCGACGAGAGGAGGAAGGAGUGGGAGGUGGUGAGUAUGAUACGGAGCGGGCUGAAGGAGUUCGAGCGCCGGAGUUUGUCGAGUGAUGUGCUUGGUGGGUUUCGUGGCCGCGGCGAGUUUGUGGAGAAAUUUAAGUUGAGCUUGAAAUCUCUGAACAAAGAGUCACAUGAAUCCAAGGAGGUUCUCCCGCUGGAUCUAACUGAAAUUUUGGCAUAUCUGGUGCGGCAAUCUGGACCAUUUUUGGACCAACUAGGCAUUAGAAGAGAUUUAUGUGACAAAAUAGCGGAGACAUUGUACAGUAAGCGCAAUGGCCGGCUCAUGUAUUAUUCUCAUUCAGCCGAUAGAUCUUUAAUUGGAAAUGAGAGCAUGAUUGAUGAGCUUGAUCUGAGAAUAGCAAGGGUUCUAGAAAGUACAGGCCAUCACACAGAGGAAAGUUUUUGGAAGGAUCCUGCAAAGUACAAGAGCUCAGACAACCGACGGCAUGUUGCAAUUGUCACAACAGCAAGCCUUCCAUGGAUGACUGGUACAGCAAUCAAUCCAUUGUUCCGUGCGGCAUAUCUAGCAAGAAGUACAAAACAGAAGGUGACACUGGUGGUUCCUUGGCUCUGUAAGUCAGAUCAAGAGCUAGUUUACCCGAAUAAUAUGACCUUCAGUUCACCAGAAGAGCAAGAAAAUUAUAUAAGGAAUUGGCUACAUGAAAGACUUGGUUUUGAAGCAAAUUUCAAGAUAUCGUUUUAUCCUGGCAAGUUCUCUAAGGAGAGACGCAGUAUUAUUCCUGCUGGAGAUACUUCACAAUUCAUUUCCUCGAGUGAAGCUGAUAUAGCAAUUUUGGAAGAACCAGAGCAUCUCAACUGGUAUCAUCAUGGAAAGCGUUGGACAGACAAGUUUAAACAUGUCAUUGGUGUAGUUCACACAAAUUACCUAGAGUAUAUCAAGAGAGAGAAGAAUGGUGCUUUUCAAGCUUUCCUUGUUAAGCAUAUCAACAACUGGGUGACUAGGGCAUACUGUCAUAAGGUUUUACGUCUUUCUGCAGCAACUCAAGAUCUACCCAGGUCCGUUAUCUGCAAUGUCCAUGGUGUAAAUCCAAAGUUUCUCAAGGUUGGUGAAAAAGUAGCAGCUGAUAGAGAGUGUGGACAGCAAACCUUUUCAAAGGGAGCAUAUUUUCUUGGGAAGAUGGUUUGGGCUAAAGGAUACAGAGAACUCAUAGAUUUGUUAUCCAAACACAAAAGUGACUUGGAGGGUUUUGAUAUAGAUGUAUACGGGAAUGGUGAGGACUCACAAGCAGUGCAUACGGCUGCUAGGAAAAUGAAUUUGCGCAUCAACUUUUUCAAAGGAAGGGACCAUGCAGAUUGUUCACUUCAUGGGUACAAGGUUUUCAUUAAUCCAAGUGUCAGUGACGUCUUAUGCACAGCAACAGCUGAGGCUCUUGCAAUGGGGAAAUUUGUUAUCUGUGCAGAUCAUCCAUCAAACGAAUUUUUCAAGUCAUUCCCCAACUGCUUAACAUAUAAAACUUCUGAAGAAUUUGUUGCCCGAGUGAAAGAGGCCAUGGCUAGUGAACCUUCACCUUUGACCCCUGAACAAAGGUACAGUUUGUCCUGGGAGGCAGCAACUGAGAGAUUCAUGGAGUACUCAGAGCUUGAUAAAGUUCUGAAUAACAGAAAUGGUUAUUAUGGACAAGAUGGGAAGAGAAGUAAAAUGAGAAAGAUACCUUUACUUCCCAAACUAUCAGACGUUGUGGAUGGGGGACUGGCCUUUGCUCAUCACUGUUUGACUGGCAAUGAGAUCCUCAGACUAGCGACAGGAGCAAUUCCUGGUACACGUGACUAUGAUAAACAGCAAUGCAUGGAUUUGAAUCUAUUGCCUCCCCAAGUUCAACACCCUGUAUAUGGCUGGUGAUGUCACGAUGCUUACAUUAAAUUAAUACAUAUAGUUGAAGGAUGUUUCUCAAUAGGUAUGUCAUAUGUGCAUAUUAAGUGAUAUCCAGCUCACCACUGACCAGAACCUGUAAUUAUUUAGUAUUCUUUUAGGGUCCGUAAGGAAUUUAUUAUGUUUAUACUCUUUGCUUGUAAAUACAUCCCCUUUUCGCCCCUAAAUAUUUUAGGGUUAUUAGCAGCGAUAUGCCUGUAUGUUGUUUCCUUUUUUCUGACAUAAACGAAUUUAAUGAACGCUAAGUUCAUUAGUUCAAAUUCUUUUUGUGAGCCUUUUGUUUUAGC